AUGCAUGCCAUCAUGGAUUGGAUUCUUGCGGAUGAUCAUCAGCUCAUUGUCUCAAUUGUGGGUGUAAAAGGCACUGGUAAGUCCACCCUUGCUCGAUUAGUUUAUAACCAUCAGACUUUGUCAACACGCAGAGCCAAUGAAAUUUUGCGAGAGAUACAGGAAAAAGUUAGGUCUGUGGAACUAGUCCCAUGUAAUGAGAUCACUGAAGAAACAAUACAGGGGGGCACUGUACACUCAACUGAAGGGAGAUACAUCAUUGUCUUUAACGGUGUCUAUUCGAUAGAAUUCCGAGAUUUAAUGGAAAUGGCAUUUCCAGACACAUCACAAGGUAGUAGAAUUAUUGUAACUACUAACAAUAUUUGUGCUGCCCCUCGUGCUGGCCCAAAUAAAUUUACUCUCAAACUGGCUCUACUGACUGAUGAUCACAGUUGGGAAUUGUUUACCUGCACUUUGGGAAUGUGUGUUCUACCCAAAUCAGAUUUGAUGAAGCUAAGAAGAAAGAUAUUGAGGACUUGUGGGGGUUUGCCACUAUCUAUAAUGGAACUGGGACGUCAACUUUCAAGUGCUGAGCCAACUUCUGAGGCGCGGUCAAGGGUGAUUGAAAGCUUCAAUGGACAGCAGAAACCCUGGUUAGAUUUGUCUGUGAUUUCAGAUUUCCCCCUGAACUUGAGGCGAUGUCUACAGUAUUUUGAAAAAUUCCUGGCAGAGUUUGAGAUCCCUGUGAGGAGAUUGAUUACAUUGUGGGUUGCAGAGGGUUUGGUCCGUGGUGGUCGAGAUCAUCCAAAAUAUAUUGCAAAAAGGAUCUUGGCAGAGUUGACAGAUCGGAACAUGGUUCAAGUGAUAGAAAGGAAGCUUACUGGGGAAGUUAAAACAUGUUGCAUGCCACCUGCUCUGAGAAAACUCAAUUUAAAAGAUGAAAUACGUAGUUCCAACAGGCCCCGGGUCACUUGUCUUGCAGACCAUCUUGAUGACCAGGAUUCCAGUUAUAAGCACAUUCAUGGCGACUCUUCAAAUCUCUCUGAUUUAGAACUCCGUGAUCAUUAUGAGCAUACUUCUUCCUUUCUCUCGUUCGAUACUCGAGAAGGAAGUAAGCCUGGAGAAGAAAUAGGAAACUUUCUUGAUCGAUGUGUCUCCUCUGGUUGCUUCCUAUUGCUUCGGGUGCUCGAUCUUGAACGCGUAUUUAGACCCAGGUUGCCCAAGGAAGUAGGUGAGCUAAUUUUGUUGCACUACCUUGGCUUGCGAUGGACUUUUCUUGAGACGCUUCCAUCAAAUAAUAUGCAUCACACACAAAUCGUGGGCAUGACAAUUAAUGCAAGCAGGCAGUUGGAGUAA
Messenger RNA from Rhododendron vialii, 1332 nucleotides. Its product is annotated as probable disease resistance RPP8-like protein 2. Gene Ontology annotation, biological process: defense response to other organism. The record is from RefSeq and is a predicted model, not a curated record. Bases 1 to 1332 code for a protein of 443 amino acids. The transcript has 3 exons. Gene Ontology annotation, molecular function: ADP binding. Lineage: Eukaryota; Viridiplantae; Streptophyta; Magnoliopsida; Ericales; Ericaceae.